Molecule: messenger RNA, 1755 nt
Organism: Tetrahymena thermophila SB210
Lineage: Eukaryota; Ciliophora; Oligohymenophorea; Hymenostomatida; Tetrahymenidae
Product: plant dual-specificity MAP kinase kinase family domain protein
Exons: 10
Biological process (GO): protein phosphorylation
Molecular function (GO): protein kinase activity; ATP binding
Source: RefSeq, a predicted model, not a curated record
AUGGAUAAAUAUGUCUUUUAUGAAGUAAUAGGAAAAGGAUCUUAUGCUGAAAUUUAUAGAGCGCUUAAUAAAGAAAAUAAUAUGAUAGUUGCGAUCAAAGUGAUUGAAGUGCAGGAAAACGAAAAAGUAGAUGAUUUUGUUAAAAAGGAAAUAGAUUUAGUUAAAGAGUGCAACCAUCCAAACAUUACUUAAGUUUAUGAGCAUUUUUUUGUGGACAAUAAAAUAUAUAUAAUCAUGGAGUAUUGUGGCGGAGGAUCUUUAGCUUAAUUAAUAAAAAAGAAAGGAUAAUUUUAAGAACCCUAUAUAACUAUUAUUUUAAAAGAAAUACUACAAGCAUUAAGUUAUUUACAUAGCAAUUAAAUGGUUCAUAGAGAUAUUAAAUCAGCAAAUAUAUUGAUUCAAAAAGAUGGAAAAGUUAAACUUUGUGAUUUUGGAGUAUCAUCUAAAAUAACAAACAACAGUUAAAAACUAUAAACAUUUGUUGGAACUCCUUACUAUAUGGCUCCUGAGGUUAUUUAAAAAUCAGAAUAUGACUUCAAAGCAGAUAUAUGGUCUGUAGGGAUAACUGCAAUAGAAAUGGCAACAGGCCACCCUCCAUAUUAUGAUAAGAAACCUGAAAUUGCUAUGAGUAGAAUAGUUUCUGAAGAGCCACCUUCACUUUCAAAAGAGACCUCUUCUACAAUGCUGAUAAAUUUUGUAAAUUGCUGUUUGAAAUACAAUCCAGAAUAAAGAUAAUCUGCAAAAUAAUUAUUAAGUCACAGUUUUAUUAAGUUAGCCAAAAAGCCUUCUUAUUUAAUUGAUCUUUUUGACAUUGAUUUAAAAAGAGGAAAUUUUUUGUUUAAGCCUGGAGCUCCAAACUAAUAGAUAAGAGCAAAUUCAAUGGUUACUGGAUCUGCUAUUUUAAUUCCAAACAAUAAACCUCAAGGAGGAAAAACUGCAGACUCUGAAUUAUUAAUAUAAAGUACUAUGAAGCAAAUAACUAUGGAGUAACGUUUAGAAGAAUAAAAAGAUUUAAAAGAGUUCUCUAACUACUUAAAUAGUGGUAACAAUCCAAUAGAUGAUAAAUGUAAAAAUAUGGAUUAAAUUGUAAUUGAUAUAUACAGAGGAGAUAAACAUAAACAAGAUAAAGAGAAAAAAAAAUAAGUUUAAAGUAAUAAGCAAAGCAACUAACCUACACAAUCAACAUUUUUUAACAAGGGAUCAAAUUAGAAUAUCACUUAAUAGCACUCCGAUUCUGAUAAUAUAAUGAAUUAUUUGCAAACUGAUAGUGAUUCUUCUUAAGAAUAAAGUUGCAACACAGAUCAUCCAAGCAAUCAUUAUAUAUAAAAAAUGAAUAAAUGUACAAACGAACAAGAAAAAAGAAAAAUUCUUGAAGGAAUGAGCAAAAAUAAUAUAUAUUUUAAAGGAGCAUUAGAUAAAGUGUUUGAAUAAUAUAUAAGUUAUUCAAAAAACUCUCAAAACCAUGAAUAUUUAACUUUAGCCCUUUAAUAAUUACACUGUGCUUUCGAUGAAAUGGAAAGAGAGGAAAAUGGAAGCUCUAAAAAAAUAUUGUCUGAAGUUUAUAAAAACCUUUGUACUGGAAGCAAUACACCAAACAAUAGGGGAUAAAAUAAUAAUAAUCAUAUAGCCACUUCAGUUAACAGUAAUAACAACUUAAGCCAUUCUCAUAUUCAUAAUCAUAAUACACAUAGUAGUAAUUAGGAUAGCUAUGGAAACUAACAUUUAGUUUAAUAUCCUUAUAAAAAUAGUAAUUGA